Messenger RNA from Trichogramma pretiosum, 1665 nucleotides. RefSeq lists its product as uncharacterized. Bases 102 to 941 code for a protein of 279 amino acids. The transcript has 3 exons. Lineage: Eukaryota; Metazoa; Arthropoda; Insecta; Hymenoptera; Trichogrammatidae. The record is from RefSeq and is a predicted model, not a curated record. Gene Ontology annotation, molecular function: protein binding.
CAUACAGUUUCGGUUCUCAUUCGAGUUCGCCACAGCAUCUCAGCUUCACUGAGUAACAAAAAAAAAAAAAAAAAUAGUGUAAAAUUCAACAGGAACACAAAAUGUUCAAGUACGUCGUUUUCGGUUUAUUGGUGGCCUCGGCCAUCGCCUCGCCAGCCCCCAGCUCCGAGCUGGACUGCGACCAUGCGGAAGAUAUGCUCAUGUGCUUGGGCGUCAAGGCCGCCGCUACCCUCGAGAGGGCCGCCAGGUCUGCCGACGUCAACCUCGUCGAUGGAAUCACCUUCGUCAGAGACACCCCAGUCGAACGCACCGGAAAAGCCUUGAAAUCCGAAUCCGAAAUCAUGUCCGAAUUGCCAGCUGACUCCACCGAAAAAGCCAUGGCUGUCGCCACCAUGAUGUACGAUAACGCCGCCAACUUCCUCCAGAGCCACAGCUUGAAGGUCGAUAUGUCCGAAGACUCCGUGGUCGGUCGCGUCCUCAAGGACCCAACCUCGCUCUUCUCGCACAAACCAGGCCACAACCUCGGCGGUCACCUCGGUGGUGGACACGGCGGACUCGGCGGCUCCCACAAGAAGCACAAGAAGAUGCUCAUGCCCUUGAUCACCCUGAUCGGUGUCAAGCUCCUCGCCCUCGCCCCAGUCUUCCUCGGUGGACUCGCCCUCUUGGUCGGCAAAGCCGUCUUCGUCAGCAAGAUCGCCCUCCUCAUCGCCGGCGUCUUGGCCUUCCAGAAGUUCUUCGGCGCCGGUAGCCAGCUCGCCGGUGGAUUCCCGGGUGCCGGCCUCUUCGGCAAGAACAACGCCGCCGCCCCGAUCGCCUACGAGCACCCCGCCGCAGCCUACGCUCAAGCCCAGGGCCAGGGUUAUCAGUACAGACGCUCGUUCGAGAAGGACGCCCAGCAGCUGGCUUACGCCGCCCAGGCCCCAGCCGCCGAGGCUCACUAAGUAGAGAUAUGACUCCGCAGUAGUUGUAACUUAGUGCCAUGAUUGCGAUUUUUUUCUUUUAAUUUAAUCGGACGAAAGACUUUAUUCUUGGGCGGCACUCGAGCGUGUUUGGAUGUUCGAGAUGCGCCGAGACGACGACCCCCGACUCGACGAUCGACGACUACGACGACUUUGACUGUGACUGUGACGUGACCGUUUCAAAAAAGUGAAUUGUAUAGAGUUUUAUUUAUAUAUAUUUUGUUGUUGUUGUUGUUGACAAAGUGACACGCGACUGACUGUGACGAGCUGACCGCAAGACAGCUUUAAAAUUAGGACGAAUUACAAAUAUUCGAUGCUGCUCAUAAAUAUCGAGUGACGAUUUAGGCAUCGCAGAUAUCGGACGAACGCUUACAUUUGACGAUUUGACAUGAUAUAUUUUUGACUUCGAUAACUACGACGAAAUCACACUUCUGAUCGCAUCGAGUUAUACACUGAGAACAAUGUUUACAAAUUGAGCUGGAAAGGUGUGUACGUGUACAAAAGAAUCUGUUAUUAUUAUAUUUAAACGUAAAUUUACCGUGUGACGUUGAGCGAAUUUCAUCGAACCGUCACAUAAUUGUUAUAGUUAUUUUAGUAUGUAAUAUGAAUCAUGUUGUUAAUGCAUAUCAUUCAUUAUUAUCAUUUUCACAAUUGCAUUUCAUUAACUUUUAAUAAAAAAAAAACCAAAAUUUCAUUGAAUCAUAAA